Guyanagaster necrorhizus is the source of this 3338-nucleotide messenger RNA. Its product is annotated as DUF699-domain-containing protein. Gene Ontology annotation, molecular function: tRNA binding; ATP binding; 18S rRNA cytidine N-acetyltransferase activity. Bases 37 to 3051 code for a protein of 1004 amino acids. The record is from RefSeq and is a predicted model, not a curated record. Gene Ontology annotation, cellular component: 90S preribosome; nucleolus. The transcript has 10 exons. NCBI's taxonomy places the organism in Eukaryota, Fungi, Basidiomycota, Agaricomycetes, Agaricales, Physalacriaceae. Gene Ontology annotation, biological process: rRNA acetylation involved in maturation of SSU-rRNA.
UCACCUUCCUCCUCGACGGCAUAAGGUCAGUAGACCAUGCGCAAGCAACUAGAUCCGCGCAUUCCAAUAUUAAUCAACAAUAAUAUCAAGAAAAACCACAGAUCCUUCAUAGUCUUGGUCGGAGACAAGGGAAGGGACCAAAUCGUCAACCUUCAUUUUUUACUUUCACAAGCCAGGGUCUCUGCACGUCCGUCAGUACUUUGGUGCUACAAAAAGGAUCUCGGAUUCACCACCCAUCGAAAGAAACGGGAGGCAAAAAUAAAAAGGGAUGUCAAACGCGGUAUCCGUGAACCAAACGACCAAAAUCCCUUUGAAAUCUUCGUGACGGUCACCGACAUUCGGUAUACGUACUACAAGGAAUCGCACAAAAUUCUCGGAAACACCUAUGGCAUGUGUGUGUUGCAGGAUUUCGAGGCCAUAACACCGAAUCUUUUGGCGCGGACCAUUGAAACGGUCCAAGGUGGUGGCCUGGUGGUUCUUUUGUUGAAGACGAUGACUUCGCUUCGACAGUUGUACUCCAUGACUAUGGAUAUCCAUUCACGAUAUCGAACUUCAUCUCACGAUGCAGUCACCGCUCGCUUCAAUGAACGCUUCAUCCUCUCAUUAGGGUCAUGCCCUGAUUGCAUCUUUCUCGACGAUGAGCUAAACGUUCUGCCCAUUUCUCGUGGAAAGGACAUCUCGCCUUAUACUCCCCCAUCUGAAGAAGUCUCGUCUUCUGACUUGCAAGAGCUCAAGUCAUCAUUGUCUUCCACAAAACCAGCCGGUGACCUCGUGCAGCUCACAAAGACACUUGACCAAGCCCAAGCCAUCCUUACGUUUAUCGAAGCUAUUGCUGAAAAGACUUUGUCGUCAACAGUGACGCUCACAGCCGGACGGGGUCGCGGGAAGAGUGCUGCGCUGGGACUAGGCAUUGCCGCUGCCCUUGCACACGGAUAUUCCAACAUAUUUGUUACCAGUCCCAGCCCCGAAAAUUUGAAGACCGUUUUUGAAUUCAUAUUCAAGGGCCUGGAUGCACUCGGAUACGAAGAGCACCUCGACUAUGAUAUAGCUCAGAGUACCAAUCCAGAUUUCAACAAUGCAAUCAUGAGAGUGAACGUCUUUAAAGAUCAUCGGCAGACAAUCCAGUACAUUCAACCCGAAGAUGCUCAUGUAUUAGGCCAAGCUGAAUUAGUCAUUAUCGAUGAGGCUGCAGCUAUCCCAUUACCACUUGUUAGAAAUCUCAUUGGACCUUACCUUGUCUUCCUUGCUUCCACGAUAAAUGGAUAUGAAGGAACUGGCCGCUCCCUUUCUCUCAAGCUCAUCCAGCAGUUACGUGACUCCACCCGCCCGUCUAUACCCACAUCCUCCACAGCCAAAGAUGACGAACCGAAAAACCAUGUCCAAGCGGCCACCAAAGCUGGCCCCAAAGCCCUGCGAUCCCUUCGUGAAGUCACCCUUACCACCCCCAUUCGAUAUUCCCAAGAUGACGAAAUCGAAAAGUGGCUCAACAUCCUUCUCUGCCUCGUGCCUACUCCAGCAUCGUCUACCCUCUCCUCCGGGUGCCCACAUCCAUCGACCUGUGACCUUUACUAUGUGAACCGAGACACCCUAUUCAGUUUCCAUCCUGCGUCGGAGGCUUUUCUCCAGCGUAUGAUGUCUCUUUACGUUUCAAGUCAUUAUAAGAACCAGCCUAACGACCUCCAACUGAUGUCCGAUGCACCCGCGCACCACCUCUUCGUCCUUCUUCCUCCCAUCAGUGAUGCCAACGCGUCUGUCCUCCCUGAGCCAUUGGUUGUACUUCAGGUGGCUCUUGAAGGUUCAAUAUCUAAAGCAUCCAUCAUGGAAGGUUUGAGCCGAGGCUUGAGAUCGGGAGGUGAUUUGAUACCAUGGCUAGUUGCAAACCAGUUCCAAGAGGGGCGGUUCGCAGAAAUGAGUGGCGCUCGAAUUGUCCGAGUUGCUACGGCACUUGAAGUUGCGAAUAUGGGUUAUGGUUCAAGAGCUCUGCAGGCGCUAAAUUCAUACUAUAGCGGCGAGCUAUAUAAUUUCGACGACACAGAGCAGCAAGAAGACUAUCCCGAUAUCACCGCAAUUGAUGCCUCUACAACCCUAGACACUGACACACCCACUGUUCGUUCACCAAAAUCAAUGCCUCCUCUUCUACAACGACUAUCCGAACGAAAACCCGAAAAUUUGGAUUACCUGGGCGUUAGCUACGGGAUGACUGGUCAGCUUCUCAGGUUCUGGAAGCGACUGGGUUAUGUGCCGUUGUAUCUUCGCCAGACGGCCAGUGAUCUGACUGGGGAACAUACAUGUGUUAUGUUGAGAGGGCUCAACAGCUCUAAAGACAGUGAGCUAGAAUGGCUCGCUGAAUUCGCCGCCGAUUUCCGAUCACGCCUCCUUACCCUACUGUCAUUCCCAAAGUUCCGCGAGUUUGGAUGUGUGACAGCGCUGAGUAUUUUAGAGGCUAUCAACACCUUCAGCGGUGUGAAGAACCUGGACGGACAAGGCGGUGGCGUUAAAGCGCUUACCCCUGCAUUACUACCGACAAUACUGACGCCCUUUGACCUAAAACGAUUGGAGACAUAUGGAAACAACGUGUUGGAUUUUCAUGUUAUCAUGGAUCUAAUGCCCACGAUCUCCUCUCUCUACUUCCAGCGACGAUUGGAUAAGCGAGCAGAAACAGCGGAAGGCAAAAGUGAAGCAUCCGUGAAUUUGAGUGCAGCUCAAAAUGCUAUCCUGUUGGGAAUGGGAAUACAGAGAAAAAGCGUCGAGGAUAUCGAGACUGAACUUUCGCUACCCGUAUCGCAAGUCCUUGCUCUGCUUGUAAAGAUUGUACGGAAGAUCGCCAAGCGGCUCAUAGAUAUACAGAGGGAAGGUGUGACAGAAGCUAUGGGUCCAGAUAGAUCUUUGGAGGGUAUGUCUCGUACGUCUGGACCCGUCGUGGAAAUAACUGGGAACACUCUCCAGUCGGUGGAAGAGGAACUUGAGGAGGCGGGAGAGCAGGAGAAGGAGGCUAUGAAGGCAAGGGAACGGCAACGUGAAAUGAUCAAUGCCUUGGACCUAAAAAAGUGAAUAUGCCAUCGAUGAUAGCGUGAUGGACUGGAAUGCUGCUGAGAGCCGGGUUGCUGCUGGUGGCGUCAAAGCUGGACAGACUAUCUUAAGUAUCAAGAAGAAUAGUGGGGUUGUCGGACAGAAAAGAAAAAUGGACGAGGAUAUUGGAGGUGGUGAUGCAGGGAAGGAGAAGAAGACGCGGAGGCGUUCGGGUAAGAAGGCAAAGCAUUAGUGUUGGCCGGACUCUAAUGAUCUUGGAUGUGUUAUAAGUAACGAUAAUUGUAUCGUGAGCUCAAGCCUGGUCCGGC